CCAUUUCAUUCUGAAAAUCAAAAAGUAAACGCCAUUAUUGAACACUUCACACUUCUCCCUCUCUCUCUCUCUCUCUCACUCUCGGCAUCUCCCCAACCACAACGAACCAAACCAGCUUUGUGCUUUCUUGCGGAAGAGCAUCCACAAGACAAACCCCCUUUCUGGUUUCUUCGUAUGUCAGAAAAAAACCCUCACCCAUAAGCGUUUUUCUUUUCUGUCGGAGAAUGUUUAUGGGUAAAUCGGCAGAGGAAGAAUGAGCAGAAAGCAAUACCCGUAGAAAUUCUAAAGCCUUCGAAUUCGGAAUAUACCCUUCUCAUCUCUUUCCCCUUCAGAUUCCUCAGUUUCCCCCUUCUUCAUUUCUCUGACCCAAAUGGAAAAGAGCCAAGAACAAUAAACCCAAUUGCUGAUUUCAUCUUCUUGUUAGCGUAGCGUCAUCAAGGUUCAGAAAUACGUUGUUUUCCCUUUUUUUUUUUUGUUUUCUUUUGGAAUUGGCUUGAUUUAUCGAUCUGGGUUUCCGAUUGGCUGUCCUUUUUCACGUAAAAAUCUGAGCUUUGUGGUCGGAUUCGUUCUGUUUCGAUCUCUGUCGCUUCUCCGAUGUAUCCUAUUCAUUGCAUGGACUCUUCUUAGAUCCGGUGAUGUAAUACAAGGGUCGUGAUUCGUUUGAUUCCGAAAGUUGCCAAAUCCAGAAAAAAGAGACACAAAAAAAACUUCCGGCGACAUGGAUUUGGACGAUUUUCGAUCGAUUCUGGGCACAGCCGGUGUAGAUGUGUGGGCAUUCAUCGACACAGCGAUCCUGGUGGCUUCGCUGGAUUACGGACAUGAGCUGAAAUGUCGGAGAGACAACAUCGUCGAGCGUCUCUACGCCACGUCGAUGGUCAACAGAUGCAGAAACUGCGAGUUCUGCGGCGGCGGCGGCGGCGGCGAAGUUAGGGUUGAUGAAGAGGAAGAAGGGAAGGAACAUGACGAAAACAACAGAGGAGAGGUAGAGAAAUCUGGCAAUGGAGACAAUGAUGACGGUUUCGAUCCUUACGCGGGUUUGUUCGACGACGAACAGAAGAUGAUUCUGGAAAUCAAGGAGAAGCUAAACGAUCCCGAUCUGUCUGAAGAAUCUCUGGUUGAGUUGCUUCAGAGUUUGGCAGAUAUGGACAUAACAGUCCAAGCUCUUCAGGAAACUGAUAUCGGGAGGCAUGUGAACCGGGUUCGGAAGCAUUCGUCCAACAAUGUCCGGAGAUUAGCCAGACAGCUUCUCAAAAAAUGGAUGGAAACAGUUGACGAGUGGGUGAAACAUAAGCAGCCUGGCGAUCUCGAGCCAUCUAACUUGAUAGCCGAUGGGGACUCACCUCAGCAGAAAGCUCCCCAGAAUGGUGACCGGCAACAGGUUCUGGAUUUCGGGUACUCUCCCGUGCCACACAGUGAGUAUAGGACCGGAUUCAAAGAUGAGUAUUCUGGUCCAAGCAAGAAAAUUAGCAACACCGAACCAGAAAGAAAACCAAGACCGGCUGCACCUCCUCCAGCCAGACCUGCUCGGCCUUCUCCGGCUCCGCAAACUGGGCAGCAGAGGGAGAAAGAGCCGUGGGAACUCAACGACUUCGACUCAGCCCGGAAAAGGCUUCAACAGAACUACAGAGAAGCUGAGAAUGUGAAAAAGCAGAGAACUAUACAGGUGAUGGACAUUCAUGAGAUUCCAAAACCUAAGAGAGCCUUCUUCCCCAAGAAAGGUGGCAGUUCCCAUGGCAGACACUUUUAACGUUUGAUUAGGAACAAGGUUGGGUCCGAGGGAGACAACAGAAGUUUUUUUUUUAGUAAAGAUACAGAUCAAAAGCAACGAACAGAGCUUUGUUUUGUUUUGUUUUGUUUUUUUUUUUUUUUUUUU
This is a messenger RNA of Tarenaya hassleriana, 1873 nucleotides long. RefSeq names its product probable mediator of RNA polymerase II transcription subunit 26c. Bases 719 to 1747 code for a protein of 342 amino acids. The transcript is spliced from 9 exons. NCBI's taxonomy places the organism in Eukaryota, Viridiplantae, Streptophyta, Magnoliopsida, Brassicales, Cleomaceae. The record is from RefSeq and is a predicted model, not a curated record. Gene Ontology annotation, cellular component: nucleus.